This is a messenger RNA of Prorocentrum cordatum, 939 nucleotides long. NCBI's taxonomy places the organism in Eukaryota, Dinophyceae, Prorocentrales, Prorocentraceae. The record is from the annotation of a GenBank genome assembly.
AUGCUGGUGGCGCGGGGGCACCACGGCCCAAAGAGCCAAUUGCAGCUCAGACUUCUGCUACCCCAUCGAGAGUUGCAGCCCCCAUCUCCCCACGCGCUGUGCGGCAGGCCCGUGCCGCAUCAGCCGGAGUUUGCUCCGGGCGAGCCGCCAGCCGGCCAAGCUACCUCCGUCGGGCCCGGCCGGGCGCCGCGGGCCGCGGGCAGCGCAGAGGCCCCGGCCCGGGCGCAGCUCGAGGCUCCUUGCGGGGAGGUGCUGGCCAUCCUGCUGAGCAUCGCCGUCAAGAUGGGAUCGGAGGAGCGCCAGCCGGCCCAGCCGCAGCCCCGGCGGGAGCAGCAGGCGCUGCCGCCCCCGCCCCUGGCGGCGCCGGGCCGCGCGCCGCCGCAGCGGUGCCACGAGGAGGAAUGUUCCUCGUCGAGCGCCGCGGUACCCCACGCGGAGAUGCGGAGGACCGUGCAGAUCUUGUCCUUCGGGCUAGAGAACUGCGAGAACCAGCUGGUCGACAGGUGCUGCAACGGCGCGGGGGGGGGCUUCGAAACGUUCACCGACGCCGAGCUGAAGAGGGCUCUGGACCGGCUGAAGUGGAAGGUGGACGUGGUGUACGACGCCAGAAAUUUCCCAGACCCGGACGCUUCGGGCCUGACGAACCACACGGGGCACAACUACAAAAUCAUCUCGGGUGGGGGCCCCAUCGACCCUCUGAGGGAAUGGCUGCACGGCCUCAAGCGCAUGUUCCUGCGCGCCUGCGACCAGCACGCCGGCGAUGGCCCGCUGACGCUUGCAACGUACUGCCGCUCAGGCAAGCACCGCAGCGUCGGGACCGCCCUGGUCUUGGUGCACAUCCUGCGCGAGGAGGGCUGGUACUGCUGGCCGCCGAGGCACCUGUCCGAGAAGCGGUGGUCCAGAGCGUGCUGCAAAGGGCGGUGCGAGGACUGUGCUUGA